Molecule: messenger RNA, 7025 nt
Organism: Misgurnus anguillicaudatus (oriental weatherfish)
Lineage: Eukaryota; Metazoa; Chordata; Actinopteri; Cypriniformes; Cobitidae
Product: protein NLRC3-like
Molecular function (GO): protein binding
Source: RefSeq, a predicted model, not a curated record
UAAAGAUGUGUCAAAACCGAAAGUAAAUGUGGCUUAGACGCAUUUUCUCAAUUUAGGAAAAGGUCAGAGAAAGGCUCCAGCAACAACUGAUGUGAUGGAAGGAAAGGAGGAGAGUCCUGAAGAGGAUCUUAGAGAUAGGUCAACAUCUUCAGAACUCAGCUGUGUGUCUAUGAAGUCUGAUAUGUCUAUAUUGGCUCCCCCUAAAUUUAGUGAUGAAACAGUGACUGGCAAACAAAGGAGGCACAUUUCUACACCCCCAUCUCCAGAACCCAGUUAUGUAUCUGUGAAGUCUAUAUCAACCCCUCCUACAUUCAGUGCGGCCCUUGACCUCAGUGUGCAGAAGAGUGAUCUGAUCCAGUUUCACUCCGAAUUAUGUGGCGUAUGUAAUCAGGUUCUAAGAGCUCCGGUGUCUAUCAACUGCGGACACAGUUUCUGCAGCCAGUGCAUCAACUUACACUGGAAACAAUCAAGUGAUUCACAAGACUUUGGCUGUCCCCAGUGCAGAAAGAGAUCCAGAACACAUCCCUUACUAAAUCCCAGUGAUCAAGGGUCUAGUUCUGCUGGUCUUGAAGCUGUUGUUGAGGUCAUAAAGAAACACAAAAUCAGCAUGAAGCGCAAGUAUGAGAGCUUAUUUGAGGGAAUCAAGCUACAAGAUAAUCAAACCCUCCUGAGACGACUCUACACACAUCUGCACAUCAUAGAGGGAGAAAGUACAGGAGUGAAUGAAGAACAUGAGGUUUUACACAUGGAGAAAAAAGACAAGACAUUUCAAGGCACUGCAAUUAUCUGCAAUGACAUAUUUAAACCUUCAAAUGAAGUGAGAUGUAGGGACAAGGAAAAGAUUAGGAAAAGCAUAAAGACUGUUGUUACUAAAGGCAUCGCUGGAAUUGGAAAAAGUGUCUCAGUUCAGAAGUUCAUUCUUGACUGGGCUGAAGGAAAAGCAAACCAGGAUGUAGAUUUCAUGUUUGUACUUCCAUUUCGAGAGCUGAACUUAAUUAAAGAUGAACAUUACAGUCUUCACAAACUUCUGCUGAACUUUCAUCCUGAACUGAAAGGUCUGGACUUUAAGAUAUAUGAACAAUGUAAAGUUGUGUUCAUCUUUGAUGGUCUGGAUGAAAGCAGAAUUGCACUGGACUUUUCAGACGGUGAUAAAGUUUCAGAUCUGACUGAGACAGUGGGUUCAAUGGGUUUGUUAUUCUCAAACCUUAUCAAAGGAAAUCUGCUUCCCUCAGCUCACAUCUGGAUCACCUCCAGGCCAGCAGCAUCCGGUCAGAUUCCCUCUGAAUAUAUUGACAGUGUGACAGAAAUCCAAGGAUUCAAUGACGCUCAGAAGGACGAGUAUUUCAGGAAGAGAAUCGGCAACGAGCAUCACGCCAGAAGAAUCAUCGCACACAUUAGAAGAGUGAGAAGCCUGCACAUCAUGUGUCACAUCCCAGUCUUCUGUUCGAUAUCAUCCACCGUGCUUCAGGAAUUCCUGAAACAAGAUGAAAGUGCAGAAAUCCCUAAAACGCUCACUGAAAUGUACAUAAACUUCCUGCUCAUUCAGAUCAAUUUGAGGAACCAGAAGUUUGAGGAGAGAGAAUCAGAGAAACUCCUGAAGUCUAACAGAGAAGUGAUCUUAAAACUGUCUGAACUGGCUUAUAAACAGCUGAUGAAGGGUAAUGUGAUGUUUUAUGAGGAAGACCUGAGAGAGUGUGGGAUAGACAUCACUGAGGCCUCCGUGUAUUCUGGGAUUUGCACUGAGGUUUUUAAGGAGGAAUCUGUGAUUCAAGAGAGGAAAAUCUACUGCUUCAUACAUCUGAGCUUUCAGGAGUUUCUAGCAGCCUUCUUUGUGUUUUACAGUUAUUUACGAAGCACAGUGGAUGCGCUAAAGGUUUUUGAUUUGCUGAAUAAUUUGCAUAGAAGUGUAGUUGAUAAAGCCCUUGAGAGUGAAGUUGGACACCUGGAUCUUUUUCUUCGUUUCCUGCUUGGAAUUUCACUGGAGUCCAAUCAGAAACUCCUGCAGGAUCUGCUUACAUCCACAGAGAAGAGCUCAGAGAGUAUCAAGAAAACUAUUGCUUACAUUAAUGACAAGAUUAAAUAUGACCAAGGUCUCUCAGCUGACAGAUCCAUUAAUUUGUUCCUUUGUCUGCUUGAACUGAAUGAUCAGACCCUCAACAGAGAGAUUCAGGAGUUUCUGACCUCAGAGAAACACUCAAAUAAACUCUCUUCAGCUCAAUGCUCAGCUAUAGCCUGCAUACUUCAAAUGUCAGAGGAGGUACUGGACGAGCUGGACUUCAAAAAAUACAACACAUCAAUGGAGGGCAGAAGGAGACUGUUACCAGCUGUGGUGAACUGCAGAAAAGCUCUGAUUACCUACUGUGAACUUACUGACAAGUGCUGUGAAACUGUGGCGUCAGCAUUACAAUCCCCAGAUUGCCCCCUGAGAGAGCUGGACUUGACCAACAGUGAUCCGCAAGAUUCAGGAGUGAAGUUGCUGUCUGCUGGACUGAAAAAUACAAACUGCAAACUGGAGAUACUGAGGUUAUCUGGCUGUAUGGUGACAGAGAAAGGCUGUUCUUAUCUGGCUUCAGCCCUAAGAUCAAACCCCUCACACCUGAGAGAACUGGACCUGAGCUACAAUUACCCAGGAGAUUCAGGAGCGAAGCUGCUCUCUGAUCUACUGAAGGAUCCCAACUAUAAGCUAGAGAAUCUCAACAUGGAACAUGGAGAGCCCUCAAGGAUUAGAAGGACCCAGCGGAAAUAUGCCUGUGAUCUCACACUGGAUCCAAACACAGCACAUCCUCGUCUCAUUCUGUCUGAUGGAAACAAAACGGCUACACGUGUAAAAGAGACACAGGCGUAUCCUGAUCAUCCAGACAGAUUUGAGCACUAUGAACAGGUUUUGUGUAAAGAAAGUCUGACUGGACGUUGUUACUGGGAGGCUGAAUGGACUGGGCAGUGGACUCGCAUAUCAGUGUCAUAUAAAGAUAUCAACAGGAGAGGAGGGAGCGAAUGUCUUUUUGGACAAAACGAUAAAUCCUGGAGUAUGUCCUGCACUGGUGAGGUGUUCAACGCCUGGCACAACAGCAAACCCAUUGAUGUACGUGCUCCCUCAGCCCCUACCAAGGCAAUAGGAGUGUAUUUGGACCGGCUGGCCGGGACUCUAUCCUUCUACAGCAUUUCUGGCACAGACACACGUACACACUUACACACGUUUUAUGCUACAUUCACUGAUCCGCUUUAUGCUGGAUUUAGUAUUUUUGACUCUGCAGUGACUUCUGUGUCAGUUGUGAAACUCUUGUAAAAACAGCAGGGUUACUGUAUAGAGACAACUGGAUGAAUAGAAUAGACAUAGAGUAGAAUAGACAUAGAAUUAGAGUAGAAUAGACAUCGGUCUGAGAAAGGUGGCAGCCUCCGAAGUCCGCGAAGAGAACUGAAAUGAGACGGUCUAGCCUUCGGAGGACCAUAAUUUGCGUCACUUGCUAACAUAGACUGUAAAAAAAGAUGGACGACGCCCGUUUGCUCUCUUCCAUUGGUGAAAAGUGAAGCCGUCAGUGUCUUUGUUUGUUUGUUUUAUUUGGCAAUAAAAGUUAAAACAGAUACAAUCAAGCCCAAAAGACCCGUUCAUACACAUCUUAAAAUAAACUGUCGACGAUAAAAUACACAAAAAAGCCUCAGGCUUAUUUCCAUUGUGGUCCUCACAAUGGAAUCGAUACGGCGCUGACAUCUUGGGUCUUGAGUCUGCGCAGUAGCGAUUUCGGGACCAGUCCUGCACAGUAGUGAGCAGGAAGUAAAGCCGCGAAAGCAAGGCUCCGCCCUUGGUCUCGCAGAAUACGCAUAUCACACAAUAUCACAGCUGUCAAUCAUGACCUGACACCACCGUUUUUAUAGCAUUAAAUAACUAACUAAAAACAAACUUAUUUUAAAAAAACAUUUGAAUUUACAUCAGCGUGAUAAAAACUACUAGCCUGGGUGCCAGCCGAUCUUAGCCCCGCCCACAACAUUUUGAAAACGGGACGAUCGGUCUGGGGUUUUUACGUUGAGGAGCUUCGAUGAGAGACCCAAAGCUGGUCGACCAAUCAAAUUGUCAGGGUGGGCUUUAUACGAUGAUGGACAUAUGAUCAACAGUAAUGUAAUCAACCACGUCACCAAAGAGCGCGUGUGUUGAAUCUGUUUACAACUAAAUGGCUGCCGCUGUAGAAUUCAAAUGUGUGGAUUCUGACAUUGAGUCUGUUCUAAAAGAUAUCGUCAGAGCAUUGAUUUUAAAAGAGGAACAAAGAAACACGAUCAAGGCAUUUGUUGAUCGCAAAGAUGUUUUUGCCGUCCUUCCUAUGGGAUUCGUUUCAUUUAUCAGCUAGCUCUGAUGGUGGCUAUGAAGACGGGACAUGAAAACCCUAUUGUCAUUGUUGUUUCUCCUUUGGUCGCACUUAUGGAGGACCAAGUUAAAGAAGCAACUGAAAUGGGUAUCACGGCGAUGCAACUCGGCGUGCAUGACGAGAUGGAUAUAGCGGUCGUUGCCAGCAUAUUUUCGGAAGCCCGGAAUCGUGGCUGCUGAAUAAGUGGAGGGACAUGCUAGGCUCCGAUAUUUUUUGAAGCCAACGUAAUGGGUAUCGUCGUGGAUGAAGUUCACCUAAUGUACAAAUGGUAAGAGAUAGUCUUACUGUAUGACUUAGUAGAUACUUAAUGUUGUGAUAUAAAUGAAAUGUUGUAAACAUAGUAGGUGUUGAUGUACGUUUGCUAACUCAGACUUAGUAUAAGCACAAUGUUAGUGUCAUUGUAGCGAAAUAACUAGCAGUUUGGUCAGGCUGCCAAAGACGCAAUUUCAACAUACUUCAUACACUCUGUUGCUCUGAUUGGUCGUAGGUCUAUCCAAUUGAGUGCAGAGGCAUUUUUUCGGUUGAGACAAAUUCUGACUAGAAUUGAGUAUGACAACGUCUGGCUAAAAAACUACAGUAAAUGACAGAAACCAGCUCCGGAAAAAAGAUAAUGGAAGUGUUAUUAAAGUGUUUAGUUGGUCUCAAGUCCCAUUGAAUAACAUGGGGAGGCGAGGUUUAUGACCUAUACUGGGGGGCGAUCGAGAUGUUUUGGCUUCACUUUUCAGGGCUUGUGCGGCACGCUUGCUUGCUACACGUCCCCCCCCCCCCCCCGCGCCUGUCAACAGGACAAGGCGGAGAUGUUUCUAACUUAUUAGAAUAAAUAUGGAACCAGAAAAAGAUUAAUUUAUUUGAAAAAUAUGACACGUUGAUGUAGAUUAAACUAACCAACAGUAUAUCAAAUUAAUCAACCUUAGAAAUAUAUGCAACAUACACAGAAUAAUAUUAACACAAAACAUAACUUCUAAUACUAAAAAAGUGACAAGAAAAAUGUUUUUGCUAAAUACACACUUUUAUUUAAUAAAGGUUUUAAUUGUUUAUUUUAGAAUAUCCAGCUGUUAUAUUUAGCCGUUACAGGCAUGCAAUGAAUCUUCGGAUAGCCUAUAUAUAUAUAUAUAUGUUUAUAUGUGUAUGUAUGUAUGUAUUAUAAUAUAUUUAUUAUUUAUUUUUAAUUCAAUUUGUACAUUCAAUAGAGUUGCUACAUUCUUAUUUUUAAAUAAAUUUUGAUCAAAAACUCAAUACUUAAUAUACUAUAAUAUAAAAUGUUAUAUUGUUAUGUUGUUCUCUUUUUCAUUUCUGUGGUUAUGUCCUAGCACACUGCAGAUGGCUGAAGCCUUAAUUUCCUGUUAGUUCAGGGUACCAGCGCUAUCUCAUGGCAAUUCGUAUGUAUUUUACGAGGUGGCUAAUUCUAACAAUUCGUACGACCACAUUUGUACAUUUUUGUACGAUUUGCUUUUGCCCCUGUGACGUUGGGGUUAGGAACGGGGUUAGGGUUUCAUUGUCAUGACACAGGUGGAGUGACAGGACGCAAACGCAGAGUUCAAAAUAUAAAUAACAUUUAAUGAUAAAACUGGAAAUAAUAACACGAGGAGUAAAAUGACGAACAGGUAGCAAACACAGGAACAUCCAAAAUGUGACACGGGGAACAGACAGGGUAGUAAUGACAAUGAUCCAGCAGUGAGCAAACAGAAGACAGAGGUAUAUAUACACACACAGACUAAAUGACAAACAGGUGUGAUGAGGCAGGUAAUUAAUCAAUGAAUGUCCAGGUGAUAACAAUCGGAACAGAAACAAGACAUGACACGGAUUAACCGUGACAUUCAUUUUUGUAGCCAACUCGCAAAAUGCGUACAAAUUCUCAUGAGAUAAGGCUGCCUUAUUUUGAGUAAGGAAAAUUUGAGUUUGAUUGACUUUGUCCUCUCUCACUGUCUUUGCUUUUCUGAAAUUGUUUAUUGGCAUGUGAAAAAUUAAGCGUUUAACAGCCUGUGGUGUAAUAUUAGUUUUAACCAAUUAGUUUUGAAAUAAAUAGUCUGAUUAUUUAAACUUUUCAUGCUUGGAUUAUUAAAAUAUAUGAAUAACGUGCAUUCAAAUAUUGCUUGGAACUUACCUUGGAAAUGGAAUACAAAUGCAUUUAUAUUGCUUUACUUUUCAUAAUUGUGAAAAUUUAGUUUUAACAUCCCUUAUGUGAGCAAAGACACACAACAGUAGUCAGGCAUUUUGAAAGAUGAUGGCAGGUCCAAUUUUAUGAAAUAUACCUGCAUAUAGAUGUACAUUUCACACAUGCUACCCACCUAACAUUGUAGACCAGAUAUACCCCUUUACUACAGAAUAAUGCACCUUGCCACACUGCAUACCGUACAUCAGGACUAGUUUGAGGAACAUGACUUGCCCUGGCCCCCAAAUUCCUCAAAUCCCAUCCAAUUGAGCAUAGGGCUGUCACGAUGAUUAAAUAAUCGUCUAAUCGUGAUUGUUUGACCUCAUCGCCAUGAUUUUAGAUCACCACAAUGAUUGCACUUUUCUUUAAAAAGCAUAAGGGGGAGCUGCAGCGCCUGUAUAAACGAAACAGUAUCAGAUGGUGCUCCUUAACUGACAGUGUAACGCGGUACAUUGCAAAGCCAUUAAAUACAGUGCAAAACAGAGCAUUUAAAUAAACGCUGCAAAACUUUGUUA